Alosa alosa (allis shad) is the source of this 3438-nucleotide messenger RNA. It is a transcript of the gene cpne5a, whose product is annotated as copine Va. Bases 359 to 2083 code for a protein of 574 amino acids. The transcript has 21 exons. Gene Ontology annotation, biological process: cellular response to calcium ion. NCBI's taxonomy places the organism in Eukaryota, Metazoa, Chordata, Actinopteri, Clupeiformes, Clupeidae. Gene Ontology annotation, cellular component: plasma membrane. Gene Ontology annotation, molecular function: calcium-dependent phospholipid binding. The record is from RefSeq and is a predicted model, not a curated record.
CUCUUUACUUUCCCAACGGUCCAGUGCAAAAAGAGAGCUUUCUCUGCUCAAGACUGUGAAGCGCAGAAUAGAGCAUCCACAGUUACAGCCGCUCGACCAGUCAGAAACCCAUCGCUUUCCCAAAAGCUUCCAGACCUGAGAGAGAGAUCGGAAAGGGUUGCAACCCAGUUUAACCCCCAGUGCGCUCGAACUGCAUUGGAAAAAGUAGUCAGCCUCUUCGUUCUCUCUCCGUUCCGCAGUGUUACCUCUUCGUAACCGCACUUGGCCGGAAGUGGCACAUCUUGGCAUCUGCCGUCGGGACCCCGAGCAGGUCAAGCUGUACGAGGUGGACAGCAGCUCCUCCAGCACCCCAUCACCCAUGGAGGGAGACGUGACGGACAAGCAGGAGGACAGUGCCUCCGUGUGCGAGUUUGACCCAAUCACGGGGAAUAUCCCCGCCACCAAAGUGGAGAUCUCAGUCUCUUGCAGGGACCUGUUAGAUCGAGACACAUUCUCCAAGUCAGACCCAAUGUGUGUCCUUUAUACACAAGGCGUGGAGUCCAAACAGUGGAGGGAGUUUGGGAGAACAGAAGUGAUCGACAACACACUGAACCCAGACUUUGUCAGGAAGUACAUCCUGGACUACUUCUUUGAGGAGAAGCAGAAUCUGCGUUUUGACAUAUAUGACAUCGACUCUAAAAGCCCAGACCUGUCCAAACAUCCCACCGACUUCAACCAGGACUUCCUGGGUCAGGCCUUCUGCACUCUGGGUGAGAUAGUUGGUUCGCCGGCCAGUCGCCUGGAAAAGCCUCUGGGGGGCAUUCCUGGGAAGACAUGCGGGACCAUCAUUCUCACAGCCGAGGAGCUGGGGAACUGCAGAGAAUUUGCUACUAUGCAGUUCUGUGCCAACAAACUUGAUAAGAAGGAUUUCUUUGGCAGGUCAGACCCUUUCAUGGUCUUCUACAGGAGUAAUGAGGACGGGACGUUUACCAUCUGUCACAAGACUGAGGUGGUCAAGAACACACUCAAUCCAGUUUGGCAGCCCUUCUCAAUUCCUGUCCGAGCCCUUUGCAAUGGAGAUUAUGACAGGUCUAUCAAGAUUGAAGUGUAUGACUGGGAUAGAGAUGGCAGCCAUGACUUUAUUGGGGAGUUCACCACCAGCUUCAGAGAGCUCUCGCGCGGACAGAGCCAAUUCAAUGUCUAUGAGGUGGUCAAUGCCAAAAAGAAGAUCAAAAAGCGACGCUACAUCAACUCAGGGACGGUGACCCUGUUGGCUUUCUCCGUGGAGUCUGAACACACGUUCCUGGACUACAUCAAGGCAGGCACCCAGAUCCAUUUUACAGUGGCUAUUGAUUUCACUGCUUCUAACGGUAACCCAUCCCAGUCCACCUCCCUACACUACAUGAACCCCUACCAGAUGAACGCCUACGCCAUGGCCCUGAAGGCAGUAGGGGAGAUCAUCCAGGACUACGACAGCGAUAAGAUGUUCCCCGCACUGGGCUUCGGAGCCAAGCUGCCUCCUGAUGGCAGAGUCUCACAUGAGUUCCCACUGAAUGGCAUUGUCGAUAACCCUUACUGUAAUGGAAUUGAGGGUAUUUUAGAGGCGUACCACCAGAGCCUUAAGACGGUUCAACUCUACGGGCCGACAAACUUUGCUCCAAUCAUCAACCACGUGGCUCGGUACGCCACAGCUGUGCAGGAUGGUUCUCAGUACUUCGUCUUGCUCAUCAUCACAGACGGAGUCAUAUCCGACAUGGCCCAGACCAAAGAGGCUAUUGUCAAUGGUGCUAAACUGCCCUUGUCCAUAAUCAUUGUUGGAGUUGGACAAGCCGAGUUUGAUGCUAUGGUGGAACUGGACGGUGAUGACAUCAGGAUCUCCUCACGAGGGAAGCUGGCUGAGAGAGACAUUGUUCAGUUUGUGCCGUUCCGGGACUACAUGGACCGUACAGGAAACCACGUGCUGAGCAUGGCCCGGCUGGCCAAGGACGUGCUGGCCGAGAUCCCCGACCAGCUCAUCUCCUACAUGAAGUCCAAGGGCAUCAAGCCUCACCACACCCCCACAGACUGCUCGCCGUCUACCCCUGCCUCACCUGUGGCCGUAUGAGUGAGCCCCCAUCUGUGUGCGAACGAGAUUACCUGCCCCAGGUGUGCCAACCGACAACAGCGUUUUCAUCUUUUCAUCCAGUUUCCAGCCCCUCUGCACCAAACACACACACACACACACACACACACACACAUACAGUCACACACUCACUCACUCACAUACACACACUCUCACACAAACACACGUGACUCCUACCUGUGUUUUGAGAGUCAUACAUAGCGGAUGGACGACGCUUCAGUACUGACCACAGAUCAGGGAAUUGGGGCUUUUAAGCUUUAACAUUACUGGACACUCAAGCAUUCGCACAGGAGAAGAAAGUCCAGGAGCAGAGCAUAGCAACUGGUGUCUGUCUGGGAUGGGAGCUAAGUGUUUACAUAGACCUGCAGAUGAUUAUUUAAAUGAGGAUUGCUUCAUGUGGGGUUGCAUAUGCGUUCAAUGUGACGGCUUGUUUAACGUGUGUGCAACAGGGACUUGAGGAUGUUUCUAAAACACAAGUCUAGAUGGUGACGGCGACUAGUUUUAAAAGUAUUACUUUGAUGGACAGAUUCAUGUUUAGGAUUUUCUCAUUGUAGAUGUAUAUCCCAUGAUAAGUUUUUUGUAGCUCAGAAAUGAUUAGAAGCCUCUGUACUGUAAAUACUAGUGUAAAGCAUGCCACUGUCAACACUCAACACUAUCAACUGUGCAAUAUGUCCUUUGGACUAUACUGGCUAACUAUAUCCAAUUCCAACUGAAGAAGAAUAUACCUUAUCAUGACUAAUAGUGGCAAACAUCUCAUUUAAAACAAAACAAAAAAAAUCCCUGUUUUUGUAGUGAAUGCACUGACUGCAAUUCUUACAAAAAAGCACAAUAUUAUUCUUCUAGCUGGGAUCAAUGAGUAUCACAAACCAACAUCAACCACAAUUGAGAUACAUUUCAUUAAUUUGCUUCUCAACCUUGGGCAUUAGUAAAGCAUUGUGGAAGAUGAUUGUAUUGCUACAAAACUUUCCUAUCACUAAACUCACUAAAAUGAAUAUUAUUGGAUAAUAGGCAAAAUUAUCAGUCAGAAUGACUCUUCUGUUGGUAAACUACAUUCAUAGGAUUGGUAUUACUGAUUAAUAGGUAUUCAGAUAAUAAUUAUAAUAAUUUCUGAAGAAUUUGUCACUUCAGAAUCCUUCUCUCACCAGGUUGCAGUAUUCACUAAUAUGUAUUUGAUCAAUCAGACCUGUGCAAAUGUGUCUGACAUUUAGAUUUUUGAUCUAAUAGAUCAGUAUUCAUUCUGUCUGUUUGUUUGUUUUGAAUUCACUGUUUUUAUUAUCAAACAAAGCAAUGCUCAAAAUCACAAAAACAUACAUUUCAAUACCCCCCACACCCACCCC